AUGGCGUCCCAGUCCGACUUCUUCUCGGCUAUGACCAACCGGUCGCUCCGCAACGUCCGAUCGGAACUUGAGUUUCUCGCAGACGCAUCAGUCAUUACUCCGCAACAGCUCUCAUCCAUUCUAUCGCAACUACCAAGGGACGAUGAACGCAGCAGAGCCCCCGUGCCUCAGCAGCAGCCACCAGUGCAACAACCACCUGUCGUCGCCCAGCAGCCCCCUGCCCCAUACUCUCCUCCUACGAACCAGUUUGCAAACACCACCUUGAACGAGAAGGCCACUUAUCAGCAGCCUCCUCCGCAGCAGUACUCAACCCCGCCUGUUCCGCCACCUGCUUAUCCCCAAGCUCCACCGGUACUGUCUAUCGCUUCAGCGCUCUAUGCCUACACUCCGACGGACCCCGGAGACUUGGCUCUGCAACCACACGAUCGUAUUCAAGUCUUGGAACACAUGAAUGCCGACUGGUGGCGUGGUCGUAAUGAGCGCACCAACCUCGAGGGUAUCUUCCCUCGGAGCUAUGUGAACGUGCUGAACGAAAAGGCCGUUUCGUCUCCUCCCCCGACCAACUAUGGAAACAUGCCUCUGGAAGUCAGCCAGAGUGGUUCGACGCCCCCUGGUGAAGAGGGCAAGAAGUCCAAGUUCGAGGAGCAGGGCAAGAAGUUUGGCAAGAAGAUGGGCAAUGCCGCUAUCUUCGGUGCCGGUGCUACGAUGGGUUCGAACAUUGUCAACAGCAUCUUCUAG
Molecule: messenger RNA, 738 nt
Organism: Aspergillus niger
Lineage: Eukaryota; Fungi; Ascomycota; Eurotiomycetes; Eurotiales; Aspergillaceae
Exons: 4
Coding region: 1-738 (245 amino acids)
Biological process (GO): protein transport to vacuole involved in ubiquitin-dependent protein catabolic process via the multivesicular body sorting pathway
Cellular component (GO): ESCRT-0 complex
Molecular function (GO): protein binding
Source: RefSeq, a predicted model, not a curated record